AUGAAUCCUACAGUGGUAAUUGCCCCUGGAGCAUGGCCAUUAGUUGAAUUCUAUCAACCCCUCAUCCAAGCCUUAGAGUCUCGCCACUACCCUGCUGUUUGCAAGAUUCCAUCCUCCUAUUCGACAGAAACCGAGACGUUGCAACCAACGAACCCCGACUGCAGACAUCUUCGUGAAGAAGUCUUAAAGCCUCUAGUGAAUGAAGGAAAAGAUGUUGUUCUUGUCAUGCACUCAUAUGGCGGUAUCUAUGGUGGCUCGGCAGUCGAAGGUUUGAGUAAGACAGAACGAGCUGCCAGUAGUAAAGCUGGUGGAAUUAUCGCCCUUAUUUUCUGCGCCGCCUUUACAGCUCCUAAAGGAAUGACGCCAAUGCAGGUCAUGGGUAUUGAUCCUGAGGAUCUACCAGAUUGGAUUCAUCAUGAUAAAGAAACCAACCUAGUCAACCUUACCAAAGCCCGAGAAAUGCUGUUCCACGAUCUCCCGGACGAUGAAGCGGAGAGACUAGCCAACGCUCUCCCAAAGCAGCCCUACGCUUCCUUCGCGACUCCAGUGCUGUACGAUCCAUACAGUGAUCCAUUUUACAAGGGCAGAUUAGGAUACAUUUUCACGGAGGCUGAUCGUAUUCUUCCAUUGGCUGCACAGGAAAUAUAUGCUAAGCAGGCUGGAGCAACAGUGACUUCUGUCUUAAAAGGCUCGAGCCACUCUCCUCAUUUGGAGAGGCCGGUUGAGUUGGCAGAUGCUACUAUUGAGAUGGUUAAGAAAAUUAUUCAAGUAUAG
This is a messenger RNA of Sclerotinia sclerotiorum 1980 UF-70, 774 nucleotides long. RefSeq lists its product with no specific name. The transcript has 3 exons. Bases 1 to 774 code for a protein of 257 amino acids. The record is from RefSeq and is a predicted model, not a curated record. NCBI's taxonomy places the organism in Eukaryota, Fungi, Ascomycota, Leotiomycetes, Helotiales, Sclerotiniaceae.